Molecule: messenger RNA, 994 nt
Organism: Glycine soja
Lineage: Eukaryota; Viridiplantae; Streptophyta; Magnoliopsida; Fabales; Fabaceae
Product: probable calcium-binding protein CML41
Exons: 1
Coding region: 138-719 (193 amino acids)
Molecular function (GO): enzyme regulator activity; calcium ion binding
Source: RefSeq, a predicted model, not a curated record
ACGUCUCAAUCGUUUCAUAUGCCUCUUACGUUAUAUUAAAAGCUAUUUAAAGUGUUCCCCUCACUCAAUAUUAUUUAUGUGUUAGGAGAGGUCAAUUGCCUUUGCAUAUUCUAUCUCAUAUCGAUCAAUUUGUAAUAAUGGCCAGUGAGAGAAUUCUCAAGCCAUCUAAAUGGUUCUCAAACAAAUCACUAAAGCUUAGUCUUCAUCGUGGAAGAUCAAGAUCCUCCUCCAAUAACUCAUUAUCGAGUAACUCUCCCAGUCCAAGAUCACCCAUGUCGAAUAAUCGAGAGAUCAAUGGGCUAAUGGAGGCUUUUCGUCACUUUGAUAAUGAUGGAGAUGGGAAAAUAUCGGCCUAUGAGCUAAGGUCAUAUUUUGGGUCCAUUGGGGAGCACAUGUCUCAUGAGGAGGCUGAAGGGGUCAUCCAUGACCUAGAUUCCGAUGGGGACAACUUGUUGGACUUCAAGGAUUUCACCAAGCUCAUGAAGAGGGAUGUUGGUGGUGAUGAGCAUGAUGAUGAAGGGGAUCUAAGAAGGGCUUUUGAGAUGUUUGUGUGGGAGAAAGAAGGGUGUGGUUGCAUCACCCCAAAAGGGUUGCAAAGGAUGUUGCAUCGCCUUGGUGAUGACAAGUCCUAUGAUGAGUGUGUGGCCAUGAUUGAUGCCUUUGACAUUGAUCACAACGGGCUCCUUGAUUUCGAUGAGUUUUACCAAAUGAUGGCCUAAUUAUCAAUAUUGGUCCGUUAAAUGUUAAUUCAUAUGUAGUAUGCAUGUUUCUUAUGUGAGAAAUAUGUGUGGUUAGCAUUCCUCUUAUGUAUAUGGUUUGUUUUCAAUCCAAACCGGAUCCAAUUGCGGAGUUUAAUGGAUGCUUCAGUACUUGAACUUUUAUGUAAAUAUGUACAUGGAGGCCAGUGGAACUAGUACUUGUUGUAUUUUCAAAUAAAGCACGGUUUAAUUGAGGUUUCUUAAAUGCAAAUAGAUUAUUAUAUUAAGUAUUUUAA